AUGAUAUAUUAAUAACUAUAACCUAUUAACGAUCAAUAACAACCAGUCCAAAUUUCUCCGGAUCACACAUUCACCUAAUUGCCUUAAACUAAAUGCGUCUAUCAUCCGAAAUUUAUAACUCAUUUCUGCAAAAAGACAUCAUGCUUAAUGCCUCUAUGUGACACUUGUUUGGGAACUCAUUCUCCCCAGCAUUCCAAAUUUAUCGAUUCUAUCCAAAACACUCUAACUCAAGUCUAUCGUGGCUAUGCCAAAAGGGCCAAUGAAAUUGCCUUACAUCAAAGACAUGAUUUUUUAUAAUUGCGCCAAGAUCUCCACAAAUUGAUCGAUGCAAUUUUUGAAGAUCUCCUCAGAAAAGCUGAUUAAAAUUAUCAACCAGAUUUGGUCGUUGAAUGGAGGAAUUUAAUAUCCAAAUUGGAAAAGCUUAAGGAUUCUCAAACUUGUAUGAAAGAAGCCAUUCUAUAUUUUGUUGAACCAGAUCAAGGGUAUCACGAGCCUUAAUUAACCUAUUAAAAUAAUCCAAUCCAAAUAAAUUAAUUCUCAUUAUAACAAGUUAAGUUGCACUUGAAUAGAUUAUUUACGGUAGCUUCCAAUAAUGGAGAAUUUUUAAAUCUUAGAGAUAAUGAAUGGCAAGAGGAGAACCCUAUUAGAAGAGUCUCAAGUAUCGUGGAUGAUUCAGUAGUAUAUUCAUUAUAUAAUUAUACUGAUAGUAAUCUUCCUAAUAAUAAAAAUAAUAAUAUAAAUAAUAAUAAUAAUAAUAAUAAUAAUAAUAAUAAUAAUAUUAAUAAUCCUAAUAAUCCUAAUAAUAUUAAUAAUAAUGCUAAUCAUCAUUAAAUAGAGAAUACUCAUGCUUAAUUUGAUUAGAGUCCCAUUAGGUUAGUGAUGCCUAUAGAGGAACAAUAUGCUAUUCAAAGUCCUGCUGGUAUUCAGUAUGCACAACCCAUAGUUCGGACUCCGUACACAGUACCAUCGGUUUAUACAAUCUCAACAGUGAGACCAUUCAAAUAGAGUAGGGAAUUCAGUUAUGCUUUUCCAUAUGUUUAAUGA
This is a messenger RNA of Paramecium tetraurelia, 1044 nucleotides long. RefSeq lists its product as uncharacterized. The record is from RefSeq and is a predicted model, not a curated record. Lineage: Eukaryota; Ciliophora; Oligohymenophorea; Peniculida; Parameciidae. The transcript is spliced from 3 exons.